UGGCGGCGGCGGCGGAGCGAGAGAGCUGAGAGAGGCGGCGCGAAGGAGGCGCCGAGUUCCGAACCGAGCACUUAGGCCGCGAGCGAGCGAGCGAGCGACUGCGGCGCCGAGCCGAUGAGGAACCCGGAGCUCAGCCAGGAGACGUUGCCGCCUGCGCACCGGCCCUGCUAGCCCCGCCAGCAUCCAGGCAGGUGCCCGCGCUCGCGGCCCAGAGGGACCAUGUUCGGGAAGAAGAAGAAGCGGGUGGAGAUCUCAGCGCCAUCCAACUUCGAGCACCGAGUGCACACGGGCUUCGACCAGAAUGAGCAAAAGUUCACGGGCUUGCCCCGCCAGUGGCAGAGCCUCAUUGAGGAAUCGGCGCGUAGGCCCAAACCCCUGGUGGACCCUGCAUGCAUCACCUCCAUCCGGCCCGGUGCCCCCAAGACCAUCGUGCGCGGCAGCAAAGGCGCCAAGGAUGGGGCCCUCACGCUGCUGCUUGGCGAGUUCGACCAAAUGUCGGUGACACGCUCCAACUCCCUGCGGAGAGACAGCCCUCCGCCGCCGGCACGCACGCGCCAGGAGAACGGGGUGCCCACCGAGCCCCCCGCUGUAACCAGAGCGGGCCCAGAGAGAGGCGGCCAUGGCCGCGGCCCCGGGCGCAGUGAUGGCGGCAGUGGCAGCAGCGGGGACCGGCGGCGAGCGGGGCCCGACAAGAGGCCCGAGUCCUCCCGGGACCAACGCCCCCUCUCCGGGCCCGAUGUCAGUGCCCCAAAGCCUGCUGGUCUGGCCAGCGGGGCAAAGGCGGCAGCGGGCCGGCCCUUUAACACGUACCCGAGGGCCGAUUCGGACCACCCAUCCAGGGGCACCCAGGGGGACCCUCACCAUUCGGCCCCCAACGGGCCCACCCCUGGGGGCCUAGCUGUCCCCCAGUCUUCCUCCUUCCGGCCUCCCACACGAGCCCGCGGUACCCCCAGCCCUGGCGUGCUGGGCCCCCAUGCUUCUGAGCCCCAGCUGGCACCCACAGCCCGCACCCUCUCCCCCCCAGCCGGCCCUCCUGCCCCUGGCCCGCCCGCCCCUGGCCCACCCGGCCCCCGGUCCCCGCAGCGGGAGCCCCAGCGAGUAUCUCACGAGCAGUUCCGGGCCGCCCUGCAGCUAGUGGUGGACCCCGGGGACCCCCGCUCCUACCUGGACAACUUCAUCAAGAUUGGGGAGGGCUCCACGGGCAUUGUCUGCAUUGCCACCGUGCGCAGCUCGGGUCGCCUGGUAGCUGUCAAGAAAAUGGACCUGCGCAAGCAGCAGCGUCGGGAGCUGCUCUUCAACGAGGUGGUGAUCAUGCGGGACUACCAGCACGAGAACGUGGUGGAGAUGUACAACAGCUACCUGGUGGGCGACGAGCUCUGGGUGGUGAUGGAGUUCCUGGAGGGAGGCGCCCUCACCGACAUCGUCACCCACACCAGGAUGAAUGAGGAACAGAUUGCCGCAGUGUGCCUGGCUGUGCUGCAGGCCCUGUCGGUCCUGCACGCACAGGGCGUCAUCCACCGGGACAUCAAGAGCGACUCCAUCCUGCUCACGCAUGACGGGCGGGUGAAGCUGUCAGACUUCGGGUUCUGCGCACAGGUGAGCAAGGAGGUACCCCGAAGGAAGUCCCUGGUUGGCACGCCCUACUGGAUGGCCCCAGAGCUGAUAUCCCGACUGCCGUACGGGCCAGAGGUAGACAUCUGGUCUCUGGGGGUGAUGGUGAUCGAGAUGGUGGAUGGGGAGCCCCCCUACUUCAACGAGCCGCCCCUCAAAGCCAUGAAGAUGAUACGGGACAAUCUGCCGCCCCGGCUCAAGAACCUGCACAAGGUGUCGCCGUCCCUGAAGGGCUUCCUGGACCGCCUGCUGGUGCGCGACCCUGCGCAGCGGGCCACGGCGGCCGAGCUGCUCAAGCACCCGUUCCUGGCCAAAGCGGGGCCGCCCGCCAGCAUCGUGCCCCUCAUGCGCCAGCACCGCACCCGCUGAGCCAGAGCCCUCCGCCAAAGAGCCCGGGGACACC
Molecule: messenger RNA, 2014 nt
Organism: Suncus etruscus (white-toothed pygmy shrew)
Lineage: Eukaryota; Metazoa; Chordata; Mammalia; Eulipotyphla; Soricidae
Gene: PAK4
Product: p21 (RAC1) activated kinase 4
Exons: 10
Coding region: 220-1980 (586 amino acids)
Biological process (GO): protein phosphorylation; intracellular signal transduction; regulation of MAPK cascade
Cellular component (GO): cytoplasm
Molecular function (GO): protein serine/threonine kinase activity; ATP binding
Source: RefSeq, a predicted model, not a curated record